UAUCUAUCUUCCAAAGCUUUCAAGAAAAACAAGACUUUUGUUUUCACACACGGAGACACUACGACUACAUUGCAAGACUCAUCAUAAUAUGGUUUCUUAUCUUUUUCUCUCUUCUUCGUCGAUAUUAUUUUGGUUCAGUUUAUUUCUUGUGUUGUUGUUUACGACAACCACAAAUGCUUUAGUGAAACUUCCAGAAAAUAUAACUAUUCCGGCGGUAAUUGUGUUCGGAGAUUCAAUUGUCGAUGCCGGAAAUAACGAUGAUAUGAUAACGGAGGCUAGAUGUGAUUAUCCUCCUUAUGGUAUUGAUUUCGACGGUGGAGUUGCUACGGGAAGAUUCUCCAAUGGCAAAGUUCCCACUGAUAUUCUAGCGGAAGAAUUAGGGCUUAAACCAAGUAUACCGGCAUAUCGAGAUCCAAAUCUAAAACCGGAAGAUCUCCUAACCGGUGUAACAUUUGCUUCUGGUGGUGCUGGUUAUGUCCCUUUCACAACACAAAUAGCGGGAGGAAUACCAUUAUCGCAACAACUGAAAUAUUUUGAAGAAUAUAUAGAGAAAUUGAAUGGAAUGGUUGGAGAAGAGAGGACAAAGUUCAUACUCAAGAAUAGCAUGUUCGUUGUUAUAUGUGGUAGCAACGAUAUUGCAAACGACUUCUUUGGUCUCCCUACGGUUCGUCUCCAAUACACCGUUGAUUCUUUCACUGCUCUUAUGGCCGACAAUGCUCGCUCUUUUGCUAAGUCACUCUACGGAUAUGGAGCAAGAAGAAUACUUAUGUUUGGUGCACCACCAAUAGGAUGUGUUCCUUCGCAGAGAACUGUAGCAGGAGGACCUACAAGAGAUUGUGUUGUUAGGUUUAAUGAUGCAUCAAAACUUUUCAAUGCUAAGCUCAGUGGAAACAUAGAUGUCUUAUCAAGAACCUUACUUGACUCGAAAUUAAUCUAUGUCGAUAUCUACAGUCCUCUUCUUGAUCUCAUAUUAAACCCUGGACAAUAUGGAUUUAAGGUGAGCAAUUUAGGAUGUUGCGGAACCGGACUAAUAGAAGUGACGGCGCUAUGCAACAACUAUACAUCUGCUGUAUGUCCCAUAAGAUCGGAUUAUGUGUUUUGGGACAGUUUUCAUCCCACUGAAACAGCUUACAGAAUUAUAGUUGCAAAACUUCUUGAUAGAUAUCUCAGCAGAAUUGUCUAGUUAAUCGAUUAAUAACACCUACAUGUUCGUCACACUAUUUAUGAUUAUUUGAAUUAUAAUUAUAAACUAAAGAUAAACUCAACUUAUUUUUUUGUCUAUUUUCUCCUUUUUCAUGACUUGUAAUUGUCUUUCAUGGUUGUAUAAACAAUAUUAAUAUUUUCUAAAUGCUU
Brassica napus (rape) is the source of this 1353-nucleotide messenger RNA. Its product is annotated as GDSL esterase/lipase EXL1. Gene Ontology annotation, molecular function: lipase activity. The record is from RefSeq and is a predicted model, not a curated record. The coding region runs from base 89 to 1183 and encodes 364 amino acids. NCBI's taxonomy places the organism in Eukaryota, Viridiplantae, Streptophyta, Magnoliopsida, Brassicales, Brassicaceae. Gene Ontology annotation, biological process: lipid metabolic process. Gene Ontology annotation, cellular component: extracellular region. The transcript has 5 exons.